AGGCCGAUCUAAGACAAUCAGAGGAGCUUCCAAUUCUCACUGUCAACAACGUCAAUCACUCAUUUCCGCUCCAAACACAUACACUCUUUUGAUAUCAGAUCUUGGUUUCAAGUUCCAACCUCGCCAUGACGCCGACAACGCCGUCGCCGCUGAAGGCCGUGACGCUAACCCACGUCCGUUACCGGAGAGGUGACCGGCUAGGCUACUUCCUCGCGUGGGUUUCCCUUGUACCGGUCUUCAUCAGCCUCGGCGGCUUCGUCUCGCACUUCAUCUUCCGCCGCGAGCUUCAGGGAAUGUUCUUCGCCGUAGGCCUCAUCAUUUCACAGUUCAUCAACGAAUUCAUCAAAACCUCCGUUCAACAAGCUCGACCCGAAACCUGCGCUCUCCUCGAAACCUGCGAUUCACAUGGAUGGCCCUCAAGCCACUGCCAGUACAUGUUCUUCUUCGCCACCUACUUGACCCUCUUGUUUUCUAACGGAAUCGGUUUCUGGGGUUUCCGUAACAACAUCGUCCUCAACGUUAUCACAUGGUCUCUCGCCUGGUUGACUAUGUAUUCUCGGGUUUAUUUGGGUUACCACAGUGUCGCUCAGGUCGUUGCGGGUACUGCUUUGGGGGUUUUUCUUGGUGCGGUUUGGUAUUGGGUUGUUAACACUGUUUUGUUUCCUUACUUCCCUGCUAUUGAAGAGAGCGCGUUUGGGAGGAGGUUCUAUCUGAAGGACACUUCUCACAUCCCCAAUGUGUUGAAGUUUGAGUACGAGAAGGCCAGGGCUGAAAGACGAAACAUGGCCUCCAAUUCUAAGCCUGAAUGAUUCUGAUUCAUGGGCAGAUUGCUCCGAAAUGUUCUUCCCGGACUUGUUUUCGUGAGUUUUGUGGCGUUAUUACUUAAUAACUUUCUUCUCUGGAGCAUUUCACUUUAGAAGCCAGCCGACUCAGGUACAUAUGGCAUCUUUGAAGAAAGCAGCAGAACAAACAGAGAUAUUUUAGGCCUAUAAUGCCUAUAGAAAUAGAACUGAUGUAACAAUAGAUGGUUAUCCGAUGCUAUGGAUAGACACUUGAAUAUUUUGUCUUGUUUUCUCUUGGGGUUUAGACGAAGAUAUAUUGAUACAAGCACAACUAGGGGAAUAUUUUUUCCCAAAAUUGAUCAGGGCGUUGUCUAGUAUGUUUUAUUAAAUAUUAUAGGCGCAAUUUUGUUUGAAAAAUCUUAUUAUAUUUGUGUUACAUUACGUUGGGAGGGUUUUUUAAGUUACAGUAGAAGAAUUAGUUUCACAGUAUUGUGAUAU
Molecule: messenger RNA, 1280 nt
Organism: Gastrolobium bilobum
Lineage: Eukaryota; Viridiplantae; Streptophyta; Magnoliopsida; Fabales; Fabaceae
Product: lipid phosphate phosphatase gamma
Exons: 2
Coding region: 126-809 (227 amino acids)
Biological process (GO): lipid biosynthetic process; protein N-linked glycosylation
Cellular component (GO): endoplasmic reticulum membrane; intracellular membrane-bounded organelle
Molecular function (GO): dolichyldiphosphatase activity
Source: RefSeq, a predicted model, not a curated record